CUUUGUUUAUUUGCUGCAGUAGCUGAUAGCAGAAUCUGGCAUUACAAGGACACACAUGCUAUAGCUGUCUGUGCCAGGCUGCCCCGGGAGCCCAGUGAUCAGCCCAGGUUUGGGGAUGGGGACACAGGCCGGGGGUCUCCCCAGGAUGAGGCGGGGGCUGUUGGACUGGAGCCCGGGCUGUGCUGUGUGCUACUGACUCCUGGACUAUCUCAUCACCAACCCCCAACCCCGAGCAGACCAAGGAUCCGCCGCCUGGGACUCAAUCUCUGCAAUGGGAUGAAGAUGAGGUGGCACAAGAUGUUCCUGCUGCUUUGCAUGGCUGGCCUGUGUGUUAUCUCCGUUCUUCACUUCCUGAAAGCCCUAUCCUAUGUCUCCCUCUCUCGGGAGUUGGUCUCUUUAAGUCCUAACUUAAUAUCUGGCAUCUUCUGGGAAUCUCGUCCCUUGGUUCAACAGAUUGUCGUCAGAGAUGAUGAUGGUGCUGAGGUCUUGCGCACCCCUGCCUACUAUCCACCUCAAAUUCAUGCUCACCUGCCCAAACCACCUCCCUCGGGGCAAGGUGAGCAGCUGAACAUAGAUGACCUGCAUCUAGCUGAGUUUGUGUUGCAAGAAGACACAACAGAAUAUUUUGUACGGACCAAAUCAGGUGGUGUAUGUUUCAAGCCCGGUACAAAAUCCCUGGAGCGUUCCCCUUCAGAAAAACCAGAACGCACCUCACCACGAAAGCAAGCUUCUGGCUUAGCCAAGCAUCAACAACAACAACAGACACAUCGCAGAAAAUGGGUAGAAUGUGUGUGUUUGCCAGGUUGGCAUGGGCCUAGCUGUGGUGUACCCACUGUUGUUCAGCAUUCCAAUCUUCCUACCAAGGACCGCUUAACACCUCGGCAAAAACCAAGGCGUGUAAUCAAUGCUAUCAACAUCAACCAUGAGUUUGAUCUACUGGAAGCACGAUUCCAUGAGUUGGAUGUGGUUGUUGAUGUCUUCCUUGUAUGUGAAUCAAAUUUUACUGCAUAUGGGGACUCAAGGCCACUUUUAUUUCGUCAAAUGCUUCUUAAUGGCACUUUUGACUACAUAAAAUCCAAAGUGGUUUACGUCUUCUUGAAUCAUUUUCCAGAGGGUGGCAAACAGGAUGGAUGGAUUGCAGAUGACUACCUACGGACAUUUCUUACUCGAAAUGGUAUUGGACGUUUACAUAAUCUCAGAGACGAUGAUCUCUUUAUCAUAGACGACGCAGAUGAAAUCCCCAGUAGGGAAGGGGUUUUAUUCCUUAAGUUAUAUGAUGGGUGGACAGAACCCUUUGCUUUCCAUAUGCGCAAGUCGCUCUACGGAUUUUUUUGGAAGCAGCCUGGGACCCUGGAGGUAAUUUCUGGGUGCACUAUUGGAAUGCUUCGAACAGUGUACAGCACAGAUGGUAUUCGCUUGCGUAGGCGGGAAUACUACACUAUGCCCAAUUUUCGCCAAUAUGAAAACAAAACUGGCCAUAUUUUGGUGCAGUGGUCUUUGGGAAGCCCAUUACACUUUGCUGGUUGGCACUGCUCCUGGUGUUUCCCACCUGAGGGAAUCCACUUUAAGCUGAUUUCUGCACAGAAUGGUGAUUUUCCACGGUGGGGAGACUAUGAAGACAAAAGGGAUCUAAACUAUAUUCGAUGGCUUAUAAAGACAGGGGGUUGGUUUGAUGGGACCAAGCAAGAUUAUCCACCUGCUGACCCCCACGAGCACAUGUAUGCUCCUAAAUAUAUCAUGGAAAAUGUCCAACGUUAUAGCUACUUACUUAAAAACCCCUACAGCAGCUGAGUUGAUUGGAAACAUAAAUAUGAUGGUUAUGGUACAAAUAUCAUUACCCUUUGGGAUGUUGGCUUUUUUUUUUUUUUCAUCCAUUACAAAGGAAAUUUUCCACUAACUGGAGAUGAAGGUCCUAGCUUUGUAGGCUGCUAAGCUACACAGAUGAGCUACUGGUUUGCAGUGUUUAAUGGUUAUAUUCAGAAUGGUGAAGGCAUUCCUUACCCACAAAAGAGGUAUUUUAGCUGUGAUAUUCAAACCAAACAAAGAGGACAUUGCUGAUAUUAUAAUUUUUGGCUUCAUAAAGUACAGAAUCAUGGUCCCUAGCCUUGACUUCCAACUUAUUUACUACCAGUGCACCACUUUUGCUUAGUGGAUGAAAAGGUAACCGGUUAUGUUGCAGGCUUUUGUAGUAUCACUAGUUGUGUAAAUCUGCUUUUAACACAAACUGGAGAUGAUCACAAGUUACACUGUUAUAAAAUUUAUAUAUGUGUAUAUAUAUUUAUAUGAAGCCAUUUACAAAUUUACCUAAUAACACUCCUGGGCAGCAAAAGAAAUACAACUUUUGUCUGGAUAGCCUUAAAAAAUGAAAUUGUAAAAAAACAUAGGGACCACGCAUAUUGAGAUAUACAGCAACAUGAUUGGUUUAUGAGGAUUUGUCUAGAAUGGGGAAAGUCUGCUAAGUUUUUUUUAAAUUAUGUUUACUAGAGAGUUAAAAACAUAUUGUGUUACACAACCCUCUAGUAUUUAAGAAGGUUAAAGGAAUAAUUUGUGCCUAAAAUUAAUUUGGCUUUUGUAUUAAAGGCUGAAGAGAUAGUAUUACGCAUAUGUAUGUGAACGUCUGUCAAUCACUGUAGCUUCAGUUUGCAGAGCCAAAGGAACGGUUUGUUCAGCUUAGUAUAAGUGACUGCCCUGUGAGUUGUUUUUCCGCAUACAUAUCAUGCAGGUCUACCUAAACCAAAUCACAUGAAGGUAUAUAUCUCUGCGGGAACCAGACCUAGCCAAAGUCCAACAAUGAAUAUGGCCAAGACUGGUCAAGUCUGUCACAGUCUUUGACAGCAGUAAUGGUAGACAUAGUUAAACAGCUUGGAAAUCUUAAUUGCCAAUCUUAGUUUUAGAAGUACAUCCAAGAAAAGGUGAGAGCUUGAUUCUUUUGCGUUGAAGAAAAAAAUAUAUUUUGUUAACGAAAAUCUUCAGUGAGGAACAAAGUUUUUAUCAAGCUUGGACAUAUUUAAUGUUUAGUUGUUUCCAAACAUAUACAUACGUGCAGAUCAUGCAUGUUGCACAAAACAGAAUAUAUGCAAAAAGAGAGAUUCUUAUGAUUCCUCUAGUAGGUUGGGACCCUGUUGUGAUGCAAUAUCUUCUAACCCUUAACUCUUAUCAGGAGUUAAGUUUUCCCCCCAAAACAGCUGGAGAUACAAUUUUUGGAAAGCCGUAGGCUGAUUAAAUGAGUCUUCAACUCAUCAAUGCUCACUUGUCUGUGGGAGUCGAAGAAACUGGAGUAGACAGAUACACUCUGAUCACUAUCAAUUGAAGACGUGAUUUCCGGACGGUAUGCAUAGAUAAAAGAUUGGCUAUCACAAAGACUGCAUGUUUGCUUUUUGUAGAAACGAACUAUGUCCACUCACAUAUGGGUAGAUGUAAUUCUAUAAUGAUGGAUUAUCUUUAAUGUUGUACCUUGGGUCUUUAAUUCAUCACCAGAUGAUGUUCAGCAUUGCAUUGACUUAGAGCCAUCCAUGCCAAUGCUUUAAUUAAAGAAGAAAAACUGUGGUAUAAUGAAGGCAGAAAGCACUUUUUUGUAAAUGUUUUGCAAAAUAUUAGUGUACGAAUAUUUGAAAAUAUUAAGGACGUUUGUUAAGCCAAAUCUGUUUACAACAGCCGUGGGGACAGUAAAAGCCAGGUUUCAUGGGAUAAGUUUUUUGAAAUUUGUCUGAAUAUGAUUUAAAAGAGACUUCACCUGCUAUUGAAGCCAAGAUGCAAACAUGUUGGACAUAUGAUUUAAAAUAUGCAUGACUGAAAGACAAUAUUCACUCAUUGUUUCUAGACAAGUACUAGGACCCUAUUGGCAAGAAUGGCUGUAUUUGUGUCUUUCUUGUAGCACUAGACACAUACAGACAUUGUCUGCUGAGUAGUCAUCAAGUAAUUGUUUGUAGGGCUGUGGAAGGGUGGCCAGACAAUUUAGGGCAGGAUUUCAUUACAAGAAAUUUCAUUAACUCUGGUAAUUGAAUAACAGCUCUCCCAGUGACAUCUAUGGGGAAAUUUCUAUGACCUAAGAACUGCUGUUUUCUUUUUAUAGAAACUUUCCCAUAGAAAAAGACCGGUAUUGAACACGUUAUGCGAUAGGGUCUCAUUAAUUCCUUCUGGACCAGGGUGAAGAGAGUCAGUCACUUUUUUUUAUUGUGAAGGUCCUGGCAUAUUGUUGGUCAUGAAGGCAUUGCCUUUAAACAGUCCUGGAUUUGGCAGGAUUGUUCCAAAUCACGGCUCCUGCCCCCCAUCCUGGAUUUAUUCCCUGGUGUCCUACUUUAAAGACACCAGGGAAUCAUCCUCACGUCAAAAGACCCACUUGCUCUGCACAGCGUAUUCUCAGGGCAUUGAGCCCAUGGGCAAAGUGCUUUAGAAAUACUAUGUACAUGGUAUGCCUAAGUGACAUUGACUAAAAUAAAAAUGUUUGUAAGCCUAGCAUCCAUUUACGGCAGAGUGACAGGCCCCAUUUCUUGGGCAAGCAGCGAUGUCCUCUACUUGCCCACCCAACCCAUUACUAGUUUCAUACCUCCCAACGUUAGAGGUUCUUUUGUUUGCAUUUUUAUUUCAUUAUAGUUGGUGUUCUCCUUAAUAAGGGCAUCUGGUCAUCUUAACCUGUGGUCAGCUACCAGGAAGAUGUAUGGGCCUUAUAAAAAUUCUCUAUAUUGUUGAGCAGAAAAAAGAAAAAAAAAGAA
Molecule: messenger RNA, 4712 nt
Organism: Pelobates fuscus (common spadefoot toad)
Lineage: Eukaryota; Metazoa; Chordata; Amphibia; Anura; Pelobatidae
Gene: MGAT3
Product: beta-1,4-mannosyl-glycoprotein 4-beta-N-acetylglucosaminyltransferase
Exons: 2
Coding region: 277-1791 (504 amino acids)
Biological process (GO): protein N-linked glycosylation; N-acetylglucosamine metabolic process
Cellular component (GO): membrane
Molecular function (GO): beta-1,4-mannosylglycoprotein 4-beta-N-acetylglucosaminyltransferase activity
Source: RefSeq, a predicted model, not a curated record